Messenger RNA from Lates calcarifer (barramundi perch), 2423 nucleotides. RefSeq names its product neutrophil cytosolic factor 4 (gene ncf4). NCBI's taxonomy places the organism in Eukaryota, Metazoa, Chordata, Actinopteri, Centropomidae. The coding region runs from base 173 to 1228 and encodes 351 amino acids. Gene Ontology annotation, cellular component: NADPH oxidase complex. Gene Ontology annotation, biological process: phagocytosis; superoxide anion generation; respiratory burst. Gene Ontology annotation, molecular function: phosphatidylinositol binding; protein binding; superoxide-generating NADPH oxidase activator activity. The record is from RefSeq and is a predicted model, not a curated record. The transcript has 10 exons.
UCCUGCUGCCCGUUUCCGCACUGUUGCGUCUGCAAGCUGUUCCACACGCAGUCAGUCACUCAGUCAGUCAGUGCAGUCUGCGGUGUGUGAUUGUAGUCUUCGCUCAAAUCUCUGUAAGAAGCGCUUCUCUUAAAGUUUCUGUUUGUUUGCAGUCAGCACCGCGCGUACCGUCAUGCCGCUGCCGCAGCAGUUACGAGACGAAAGUGACUUUGAUCAGCUGCCUCAUAACAUCCCAGUCAGUGCGACCAUUGCUGAUAUUGAGGAAAAGAAAGGCUUCAUCGACUACUUUAGGUUUGUGAUCGAGGUGAAGACUAAAGGAGGGAGUAAGUAUCUGAUCUACAGGAGGUACAGAGAAUUUUUCAACCUCCAUCAGACCCUCGAGGCCAGAUAUUCCCCUGAAGACCCAGAAAAACCUGGUCCCAACACCUGCAUCCUGCCUCCUCUUCCAGGAAAAGUCUACAUUGGCAACAAGCAGGAGAUUGCAGAGAGCAGAAUCCCUGAACUCAACACGUACAUGAAGAGGUUGCUGGGUUUUCCAGCAUGGUUCCUGCUCGACGAGGCUAUCAGGAUGUUUUUCUACCAGACUGAGCAGGACAGCCAGCACCAACCACGAGCUCUCAGGCGUCUCCGCCCGCCUACCCGCAAAGUGAAGGCGGAGACAGUCAAACCAAAGAUGGACCUCUUCUCCUCCCCCAGGGCAGAGGCGAUAUUUGACUUUCGCGGCAACGGCAAGGCGGAGUUGAACCUGAAGAGAGGAGAGGUGAUCUUCCUGCUACGACGAGUCAAUGCCGACUGGCUGGAGGGCACAGUGAACAAUCAGACGGGUAUUUUCCCAGAAUCCUUUGUGAAGAUCAUAAAGCCCCUCCCGGAGAGUGACUCAGAGGGUGAAAGUGGAGGCCACACCUACAGCUGCCUGCACUGCUGCUUGCUCACCCCCUCUGGAGUAAUCACCAGAGAUGUAUGUGUGCAAGAGGCCCUCACCAUCCAGCCAGCAUACAAGGAGUUACUGUCUCGUAUGAGAGAUGUCUUCAAGGAGGACGACAUCGCCCUGAACUACCGUGACCCCCAGGGCGACCUCAUCCGCAUCCUCGACGAUGAGGACAUCCAGCUGAUGAUCAAAGAGAGCAGAGGUCAGCUGGGGAAAGUUAAGAGACCUGUCAAUCAGUUUCCGUGGGAGCUGCAUGUGACCCUGGCCUCUGAUCUUUCUGUUUACAACACAGAGGCAUGAGAGAGAAGUACAGAGCUGAAUUUAAGGGAAGUAGGGAAUAUAUAUAUAUAGCGUUCUUAUAUGAAAAAGAUGAACUUAACCAAGUCAAUAAUGUUGGUGAUGUUGCCUGUGGUUUGUCUUUUUCAGUCAUUCACAUUCAUGUUAAUGAAUUCACUGCUGUGUCAGUGAGCGGCCGAUACAUUUCACUCAGUAAUAAACUAAUAUAAUAACAUUUUGACAUUUUUCAUGCAAACUUGAGGCUAAAUACUUAAACUUUUCUCUGUAUAAUAAAAAUGUGUUUACAUUUAGUGAGCUUAAAAUGGGGAAUAGAUUUAAAAGCUCUUGGAAUAACUAAAUACAGUAAGUGAACCUUACCUUGAGAAUAUUUUCCGCAGGUAUGAGAAUUAAUCUCCUCUCAAGAUAAUGAAAAUGAUGAACAGGCUUUUCUCCAAAGUUUCUCUACUUAAACUGCAGCAGCUGCUGCAACUUUGUCUCUUUUAGACAGAGGUCCCCCUAUAUUGCCAUUAAGAAGACACCUCAUUAUGCGGCCUUUGCUUAUUCACUCUGACGUGACGUGACGUGACGUGACGUGGGAGAAAUUUUUAGAAUUGGACCCUUAAAUUGUAAUGAAAAAGUGUGAAAAAGUUUUUGUAUUCAUUUUUGUGUGUGUUUCAAAAAGCACAACUGAAUCCUCCAUGGCUCCGUCUCACUCACACCGUGCAUUCACAUUUUGUCCAUGUGUCUGCAUUUCAUUUACACCUGCCUCAGGAAAUUCAGAUAUUGCCUUUGCUGGCAGGACAGUUUUUCCUCAUCUUUAAUGCAAAGUUAUUCCCCUCAUAUCCCUUUUUAACAACCUCUCCCAGGCACUGUGGAAGUUAUGCAUCUUUAAAAGUUGCUUAUCGCACCAGAGGUGACUGAUACUCGCCCAUGCUUAAGUGUAAACACCCUCAUUCUAUUGAGUAUUCAUGUGUGUGUUUUGUUCUUUUUUUAGGAGUAAACAUUAUUGGAAAAAUGACAAAUCCAGGAAGAAAAUAUGUUGUUGAUUCUGUGAUGGAUUGAAUUUGACAGCAAAUUUACAUCUUUUUAUGCUUUUUCAUACCGAGUGGAGAUAUUUUAUUGGCAACUUAUUCUAGACCACUGUCCAAAACAACAGUUAUUUUGUAACAGCUAAAGCACAGUUAAUUCUCUAUCCUAAAAUACAGAUGGGAUCCCUGGA